Molecule: messenger RNA, 1536 nt
Organism: Trichoderma atroviride IMI 206040
Lineage: Eukaryota; Fungi; Ascomycota; Sordariomycetes; Hypocreales; Hypocreaceae
Biological process (GO): transmembrane transport
Cellular component (GO): membrane
Molecular function (GO): transmembrane transporter activity
Source: RefSeq, a predicted model, not a curated record
AUGGAGCCAGAUUUGACAGUCGAGAAAAUCAGGACGAAAACGAGCGUGCGAAAUGACAUAGAGGCCGGGAUUCUGCCUGCGCUAAACACCACGGUAUCGCGAGCCACGACUAUAUCAAAAAAGAGAGCCUACACUCUCAUGGUACUAGUUGUUCUCACGCAGGGCGUGCAAAUGUUUGCAUAUGGAGCUGGUAUCGUCGGUGCACUCAAGGUCGGCCGCGCUGUGGGCGCAUCAGACUCGUUGGCGACCUGGAUCGCUGCAUCAUAUCCGCUAACCCAAGGUUCCUUUGUCUUGAUCAGUGGUCGGAUGGGUGCCGUCUAUGGACACAAGAGAGUCAUGACGCUUGGCUCAGCCAUUUGGGUCUUUUGGAUGUUGGCCACGGCAUACGGACGAAAUAUCGUCGGCAUCAGCUUCAUGAGAGCGCUUGCGGGGAUAGGAGGCGGCCUCCUUGUUCCCAACGCCGUGGCUCUCUUAACGACAACAUUCCCUCCUGGAAAACAACGAAACUUGGCACUGGCUCUCUUUGCUUCCAUGGGGCCGGCCGGCGGCGCCGGUGGAUGCACCAUUGCCGGUAUCUUGUUUGAAUGGACUGAUUGGACAUGGCUCUUUUUCUUCCUGGCUGUUCUAGGCGCGGUGAUAUUUGGUGCAGCGAUUAUCAGUGUUCCGGAUGACGAACCUUUGGACCCCGAUGGAGCCGUCGACUGGAUAGGAGCAUACCUCGGCGUUGCAGGAUUGAUCCUAUUCAACUUUGUUUGGAAUCAAGCUCCGAUUGCCGGUUGGUCGAAUCCAUACGAAUACGUGCUACUCAUCGUUGCCAUUGCUCAUUUCGCCCUGUUCUUGGUUUGGGAAGCAAAGUGGGCAACAACCCCAAUACUCCCCUUUGGUAUCUGGAAAGUGCCGUCUUUUGGCGCUCUCAUUCUGGUCUUGUUCUGCGUCUUCAUGAGCGUGGGUAUCUAUUGCUGGUACGUCACCGUCUGGCUGGCCAACCUGCGAGGCUGGGGUCCGGUGUUGCUUGGCCUUUCCUUUCUACCAAUGGCAAUUACUGGAUCGGCAUCUGCUUUCUUUGCAGCAUGGGUCGUAAGCAGAGUGCGAGCCGAGGUCGUCCUUUGUCUCGGCUCUCUUGGCGCGGUAGCAAUGAAUGUUCUUGUUGUCACUAUGCCAGUGGAGGAAGUCUGGUGGGCGCAGGUAUUUCCCGCCAUGAUUUUCGCAGGAUGCACGGGAGACAUGAUAUUUGCCGCUGGCCAGAUUAUUGCCAGUAGCAUUGUGAGUAAAAAGCAUCAAGGAACUGCUGGAUCUCUGCUUGGAACCCUUUUUACGUACGGAUUGAGUACCGGCCUGGGAUUUGCCGGGACGGUCGAGGUCAACGUGAAUAAGAAUGGAACGGAUAUCGUGGGAGGCUACCGAGGAGCCGAAUACUUGGCAAUAGGAUUUGCGGGGAUGGCGUUUGUGAUAGCGCUGCUUUUUGUGAGGAUGGAAAGGAACACUGUUGAGGGCUGGCAAGGCGAGGAUGCUGAAGAUUAUCAGCCUGAGCACUGA